Parnassius apollo (apollo) is the source of this 558-nucleotide messenger RNA. The record is from the annotation of a GenBank genome assembly. Lineage: Eukaryota; Metazoa; Arthropoda; Insecta; Lepidoptera; Papilionidae.
AUGAGGGUCGCAAAAGUAAUAAUAAUAGAAAGAAAAGCAAGUUUAAAAGAUUCUCGAAACACACACGAUUCAUCAAGCAGAAGGCAGGCUUCUAUCGCGCCAUCCAGGGGGAGAACUCAUCAACGACGUGGCAGAGGUAGAGGACGUGAGAGAUCACGUGGUUUUCGAGGAAGAAAUGGAAGUCGAGACGAGAAUAGUUUCACUUAUAUACACUGUGGCGUAAAAGUGUCAAAUUUUUAUAAUGUCCCUGAAGAUGAACUUAGCACAGUGUCUUUGCUAAAAUCAUCACAGAAUCAUCCAUCCCUUCUUCGCAGACUUCUACUGGUGAAUGAGAUUAAGCAGCAGAAAAAGAAAGACGUGAAGCAAAUCUUGACCAAACAGUUCGGAGAUCAAUGGUCACAAAAUCCUGAACUUGAAUGGUUUAAAACCAUUAUUUCCAAUGAAACAGCUACUACAACUCAUCAUACAUGUGCAGAAAAUAACGUCGAUGAUGAUGAUGUUGACUCCGAUGUCAAGGAAUGUGAUUGUUGUGAGCCCGAUCUGCAAGAGAUUGUCUAA